CUCAACAAGAAUGUUUGAUACCAUUAUUUCUCAGCCUAGCACGCUCAAGCUCGUGACGUCCCAAACGAGGCUGAAGAAGAGUCUUGCUGCAAAGCACACGAUGCUUCCUAACCUUUCUCAAAGAAUCGAAAGCAGCCGUCAGGGAAGGGAGAAACCCUUCCAGCAAAGAAUGGCUGAGGAGCCAGCCCAGAGCUCAGCUUUGAGGAUUCUCAUAGAGGACGCUAACAGGAUGUUCCGUCUUCGCCAGAAGCGCAAGCGGAAUUUGGAAGGAAGUCUUACUCUCAAUCGGAAAUAACUUCUUGCCGAGCAAGAAAGGACAAAAGAAAGCCCCCCAGUUUGGAAGACAAGUAUCCUUGCUCAAGAAGCUGAAGAUCCUUGAGAAUCAGGACAAAUAAAAAGCUGAACAAUCUUGAUCGGAGAGACAAUGACCGGGCUAUUAAGAUCCUUCGGAGAAAGAUAAAGGAGGAAAGACUUCGAAACGAAUAUUUUAAUAAGAAGCCUGAGCCAGAACUAAGGAUAUCUCAAAAUGCCAAAACUGCUCUUAACCAUAGUUAUGAUGUCCUAUUCUCAAGUUACAAGUCUCCCAGAGAGGACGAGAGUACUCAGAAGGAGUUGGCUGCACUCCAAGACACGUGUCGGCCCUCUUCAACUGAAGAGGAUGACAAUUAUGAUAGUCUGAACGCAUGCAAGCGGAUCCAUAAUGUUGGGAUAACUUUCGAUGAAACUGAUCAGACUUACUCUCAGAAGGUCUCUGGCUCUCCAGAGGAAAGAAAAAUGGUCAAAAAUGUCUUGUUUUUGGAAAACAAGUUCGAAGAUGAGAGAGCAAAGCUAGAACUUACUUGAAAAGCGAUUCAGGAAAAUAGCUCCAUGAAUAAAAAUAGUACUCUCCGUGCACCCAGAAGUAUCUCUAACUUCAUCACUCCAGAGGAGGGCUAUCAAGGCUCGACAGAUUCCAUGAAAUUAAGGCGACGUAAAUUUCACGGUGUAAGGAUACAUCCACCUGGGAAAAUCCAGAUCGAAGCGAAAUAAGACUCUAAGGCUACGAAAUCCAAUGGUUGCCAAAGUUGAAGAUCUUGACACCACGAUGGACCGAAGGAAGUUGCAAAACAGGAAGCAUAUGGCCUCUAGAAUUCAGGCACACAUUCAAGAAGGGCAAGCUCAUUUUGAGAGGAAGAUAUCGCUUGCUCCUAAGUUUUGGAAAUAAGGUAGUUCAAUCUGAA
Messenger RNA from Moneuplotes crassus, 1220 nucleotides. NCBI's taxonomy places the organism in Eukaryota, Ciliophora, Spirotrichea, Euplotida, Euplotidae. The record is from the annotation of a GenBank genome assembly.